AUGGUUGUUAGAGGUAACAAGAAUGUGGAACAAGAGAUUGUCAGGGAAAUUAGAGUGAAAGAUGGUCUAAACGACAUGGUUUACACGCACGCUUGUAUAUAUGGGAGCAUGAGACUCUAUCCGCCCGUCCCAGUGGUCACAAAAGUAGCAGUGGAAGAUGAUGUUUGGCCUGAUAGGACAAAGGUAAAAAAGGGGAUGAGCAUAAUCCUCCACAUAUUCGCUAUGGGAAGGUCACCAGAAUUGUGGGGCUCAGAUUGGGCUGAUUUUCGUCCCGAAAGAUGGUUGGAGAGAAGAAGUAGUGGCACAUCCAGUAGUGAUGAUUGUAAUUUCAUCGCGAGAGACCCUUUCACAUAUCCAGUGUUUCAAGCAGGGCCCAGGAUUUGUUUAGGAAAAGAAAUUGCAGUCGUGUUGAUCAAAAUGGUGGCUGCCACCAUCCUAAAGCGCUUCCGAGUCAUUCCGGCUCAGGACAAUUUCUCUCCACAUUAUCAUGUACUGAUGACAUCAAGGAUGAAACGUGGCUUUCCAGUAAGAAUCAUAGAGCGUCAUUGA
Messenger RNA from Lycium barbarum (goji berry), 549 nucleotides. Its product is annotated as cytochrome P450 94A2-like. Lineage: Eukaryota; Viridiplantae; Streptophyta; Magnoliopsida; Solanales; Solanaceae. The record is from RefSeq and is a predicted model, not a curated record. The coding region runs from base 1 to 549 and encodes 182 amino acids. Gene Ontology annotation, molecular function: oxidoreductase activity, acting on paired donors, with incorporation or reduction of molecular oxygen; iron ion binding; monooxygenase activity. The transcript has a single exon.